CAAAACGUUUUGCAAGAAAGUGAAAGAAAAAGACAGUGUCAAGCGUAUGGAGGUCAUGCCUUGCAUUUUUAUGCAUUUUACAAAGUUAUUGAAUCAUAUAACAGCAAAAAUUAACUAAAACUAAUGUUAUCUGUUAUUGUCAUGAGCGUUUUACUCCAGAAUAUUCUACAGAAACCAUAGGGAUGGCUGAUCAAUUUUGUUUACGUUGGAACAAUUUCCAGUCAAACAUAGUGAGUGCCUUAGAUUCAUUGAAGUGUUCAGAAGAUUUGGUCGACGUUACGCUCACCUGUGAAGGCAGAAAUAUCAAGGCCCAUAAAGUCAUAUUGUCAGCGUGCAGCCCGUACUUCAGGAAUGUGUUCAAGGAAAACCCAUGUCAGCAUCCAGUGAUCAUACUGAAAGAUGUGUCUGCUGAUGACAUUGUCAGUCUACUGUCUUACAUGUACCAAGGAGAAGUGUUCAUAGAAGAGAGCAAGCUGUCUUCUUUCUUGCAUACAGCAGCACUUUUACAAGUAAAAGGUCUAACUGGUGUGACACAGCAGAAGGAAAACUUUUCAUCUCCAAACACAUCAAAUAAGCUAUACACACAGCUGACUAUAUCAUCUAAACCAUUAUUUAAUGCUGCUCAUAAGGAAACAAAACUGCCGGCUUUGAAGAAGAGACGAAGUAGUACUUCAGAUAAACCCACUGAUGUUACCAUUGGGGAUGGCCCCAAAAAGAAUAAACUUAUAGAAACAUUUGAUAUAUAUAGUAGAAGUAACCACACACAUGCAACUAAACUCGACAACCCUGUGUUUUUCCCAGAAAAUAAUAUUGACAAGAAAUGUGAUGCCAAAAUUGAAACACCAAUAAUAACAGCUAAUGGAAAAAGCUCAUCAUCUCAGGGAACCCAAGGAGACAACAUUCCGGUUACAAUAAAGACAGAAAGGACAGAUGAGAACAACUCACCUACACUCUCAAUAAAUGCCAACUCUGAAAAUGAUGAAAGUCUUCCUGAUUAUGAAAACAGUAUGCUUGCCAGAUCCCUACUCUCAGGGAUAAAUCCAUCGAAAAGUGAAGCUUGUGCCAAUAACUCAACUCUAAAGAAAGUGUCAAAUGUGAUGGUAGAUGUGCAUUGUUCAACUCGGUCAAAAGAUAUUCUUAAUACAGAUACUGUGACAUUCACUAAUGCCCCAUCUAAAAGUCCCGUAAAGUCUAUGCUUACUGAAGAGUUACAUUUGAAACCAGAAAAACAGUCACCGAAAUCUGAUGUGGAUUAUGAACCAGAAGUGUUAUUGUCAGAACAUCAAGAUGGUACAGACUCUGACAGUAACUUUGCUCAAGACCAAUCUCAAGCUCUACUCAUGUUGGCUGGAAUGUCCACGGUCCCUGUACUGAGUGGCGGCGCCUCUACAUCGCAAGGACUCGCGCACCAGCAAUCAAACCAUGCAGCUAUAUGUGGUGACUGCCCUCACUGCGGCAUGAAGUAUUCCAACCAGUCAGCCUUAAAAUAUCAUGUCAGAUUAAUGCACUCCGACUUGACCAAUAGACUGUGUUGCUACCUCUGUCCAAGGUCAUUCACUAUGCGUGAGACAUUCAAAGAACAUAUGUGGACAAGUCAUGGUCAAAGGAAUUAAUUUUCAUUUAUUAUCCUGCAAACAUGUGCCUUAGGUUCUUUGUCAAUUGUGUUAGGACAGUGGAUGAAUGAGGUGGAAAGCUAAUGUGCCUUGUUGAACGAAAUGAAUGCCUUGCUAAAUAUAUCUUAGGUCAAAAAAAGCAGUGGAAGAGACUGAUAGCUUUUGCUUGAAAAGAAAUAAAAUUUUAUAACUUUUUAAAGGACAAUGUUGUCCUCUAAUUGACCCAGUUCAGUAUUUUGAGAUUUUAAAAUAUUCAGUGCAGCUGUGCUUCAUGAAAUGUUUUGAAAAUAAUAGUUGCAUUUCAUAAAACAGUGGUAAUAGCUAAAGUGCUUAUUUAUUAAGGUGCAUAAUUAUACUAAUUCAGGUGUGGUAUGCGGCCAGCUGACACUUGUUGAAUUCACUGUAGGUAGUGAUAUAGAUAUAAUUGGCUGUAUUUACUUUAAGGAUACAAUUUAUUACAAGAAGAAUUAUAGAAAGAAUUGUAAGGUUAUUUUCUUACAUUGGUGAACCGAGUCGGCAAGUAAGCGAAUGAUAUAGUAUUUGUAUUAUAGAGUAAAACAUUUUUGAUGCGGAUUUACAAGUAUGUGAGUGUUGAGGAAUUUUUCAGAUUGUACAAGUUUGAUAUCUGUUGGAAUUGCCAGAGAUCUUAUUAUUAUAUUUUAAAACGGUUACUGUUACAGUUACUAAUAGGUGCUUAAAUUGGUUGGAUCUUAUUAUGAAUAUUUUUAAAGCAGUGUGGUCCACAAUGCCAAACAAAAUUAGAAUGUUACAAGGAAUGCAAACAUGUCUUCAAAUGUUUAUUGAUAUUCUUUUACUACUAUAUUUAAGUUGUCCUUUAUUGUUGAUAAAUGUUUAAUUAAGUUAUUACUUUCGAAUAGCCACAGAUGUGGAUUUUUAUAACUAAGUUUAUUCUAUUAAAAAAAUUAAGAAAUAAGUUAUUAUCUAUUUGAAAUGUUCUUUUUGGUAUUGUGCCAAAAUGUUUCUUUGAAUAAGUUAUUGAAUUAGUAGGAUGUUACUUGGAAUUUAAGUUACCUGUAAUUCUCUGUCGUUUUCUUUAUUAUUUCAUAGUUUUAAUUUUAGUAGUAUCUAAGAGAAGUUUUUAUUUCUACUACUGUUAUCUCAAAUAUUUUUAUAGUACGAAUUGUUAAUUUAAAUUACUCCAGUGAAUGCCAUUAGUGAAAAUUGUUAUUUUGUGAAACACAUUACCUAUAGAUUAGGUUACCGAAUCUAAAUAGUUAUAGUUAAAUUUAUAGUUAGGUUAAAAUAUUAUAUUUGCGUUAAUAUAAUAUUGUUGAAUAUUUUAUUCAGAAUUUUACACGAUUUACAUGAUUUUAAAUUAUGUUAUAAAU
Molecule: messenger RNA, 2962 nt
Organism: Spodoptera exigua (beet armyworm)
Lineage: Eukaryota; Metazoa; Arthropoda; Insecta; Lepidoptera; Noctuidae
Source: the annotation of a GenBank genome assembly